CAGGUCCCAAAAAGCUAUAUAUACCGUACUGCAAAUAUUAGUUAUCUAUCUCGGGUUAUUUCUGUGUGGAUUCACCAAGUCUGGAUACUCAUCUACUGAGGGCGUACAGUGCAAUGAAGCUCGACUUGUUUGCGGUGAUAGUUUUGGUCGGCCAUUUUACUGUCUCUACUGUAAAGGCCGAUAAAGGUUCUUGGAAAAAGAUAAACACUAUUCCUGUAUGUUUUGGGGCAAAGAAUAACAAUUAUGGAAAGUUUCAGCCCACCCGCCAUGGCUUCCUGGCUGCCGUGAAGCUUGUUCACAGGACGGGCUACGUCGCAAAUGACCCUGAUAAAAGUUAUCGUAGCCAUUGGGGCUCCGACAGAGGACACGACAAUCUGGACAUUCUUGUAACAAAUACCAGGAAUGAAGUCAUCUUCCCUCUAACCGGAGUGCGGUACAUGCCUGGUAGCAACCCUGGUCGGUGGUACGAAAUGGACGCCUUCAACGCCAAGUCCAACGAGCUAGUUCUACAACACGGGUUUGACAAGGGGUACUACGUCGGCCCCGAGUCAAUGCUGCGAGUGUGGUAUGGGGAGGAUCUGUACAACUACACCGAGGCGAAUAACGUCGGCACAGAAUGCGUUGAUGUCUAUGGAUACUUCAUUUGAUUACCGGAUCACCAAUCUACCAUAAAAUCUGAUGAUUAUUAAAUGCGAUAAUCUGUCUAUCAUUACAAUAAACUAAGUAUAAUCUAUAGACUAUAUAAUGUGAGUGAGAUUCCAGCUAUAAGCGCGCGCGCUCUUUCCUGAUCAAUAAUACCAAGCAAGUAGUCUUGGGUUUCAGUCACGUGACGUUUCGAGUGUGAAUUUACUUCCGGUGAUGAUGUGAUGGUCAACACACGAACAUGGCAGCUGUAGGCGAAAACCGGGUUUCUACCGUAUUUUCCAAUAAUUUUCGCUCUUUAAGUCUAGAUAUUUGAUAGCAUUACUUUCAAAAGAUGUGUUAUUGUAACAGUUAACCCCUGCAUUCGAAAAAAAGUAGAUUUUUUAACAGUUUUUUAACUGUUCAAACGAGACGGAAAGCUUACAAAAAAAAAUACAGUCUCACAACUUUUUGUUUGUGGAUGAUUGAAACCCUCGGUAUUAAACGGAUGAAAAAUUA
Nematostella vectensis (starlet sea anemone) is the source of this 1140-nucleotide messenger RNA. RefSeq lists its product as uncharacterized. The record is from RefSeq and is a predicted model, not a curated record. The coding region runs from base 114 to 647 and encodes 177 amino acids. The transcript is spliced from 4 exons. Lineage: Eukaryota; Metazoa; Cnidaria; Anthozoa; Actiniaria; Edwardsiidae.